GAGGGCGAAAGUGCCACUGGAGAUAAUUGAUUACCUACCAAUCAAUGAGAACUUGUUAGUAAUCGUCAACUCUUUUUGGACCUCGCCAUUUUCAAGGAGGCAUCUCACUCCUGCGGACUUGCUGCUCCAGAGGAAUCCACACUUUGUGAAGAGACAUCCUAAUUUUGGAAUAAGAUUUUUCUUUUUCUUCAUUCAUUUUUGUUCACCUCCCACAACUGUUAUGUGACUUUUUUUUUCUCCCCCUUCGAUAGCAUCGCUCGUUUUUUUUUUUUAAACCUGCUGACUAUAUUUCAACGAAGUCCCUUUUUUUUUACAAACUCUCCAAUGAUGACAUCCAAAGAAGUGGCCAAAUGUGAUGCUGCAGUGGAGAACAGGAGGCGAAGUCCUCUGGACCACUUGCCGCCUCCCGCCAACUCCAACAAGCCGCUGACACCCUUCAGCAUCGAGGACAUCCUCAACAAACCGUCUGUGAAACGAAGUUACACGAUCUGCGGCACCGCUCAUCUCAUCUCGUCCUCUGAGAAGCACCGUCCCUCCAGCAUCCCUCUGUCCAGCCGGGCGCUGCUCAACCAGACCUCUCCGCUCUGCGCGCUGGAGGAGCUGGCCAGCAAGACCUUCAAGGGGCUGGAAGUCAGCGUGUUACAGGCUGCCGAAGGCCGAGACGGGAUGACUCUGUUCGGCACGAGAAGCACCCCGAAGAAGCGUCGGAAGUCCCGGACGGCGUUCACCAAUCACCAGAUCUACGAGCUGGAGAAGCGCUUCCUGUACCAGAAGUACCUGUCCCCGGCAGAUCGGGACCAGAUCGCUCAGCAGCUGGGACUGACGAACGCGCAGGUCAUCACGUGGUUUCAGAACCGCAGGGCCAAGCUAAAACGGGACCUGGAGGAGAUGAAGGCCGACGUGGAGUCGGCCAAGGCCGUCGGACAGGUGCCCUUGGACAAACUCGCCAAGCUGGCGGACCUGGAGAAAUGCGCCAACGGCACGCUGGGACACCCGCGAGGAGACUCUCCGUCCAUACGGGCCGGCGGCGGCAAGCAGCAAGAGCUCGAGCUCGCUCACAAACUGCGGAACUCGCCGCUGUCUCCGUUCUCAGACCACACAACUAGUAAAGAGUGCUCGGAGGACGAGGACGUGGAGAUUGAUGUGGAUGACUGAUGGAGCAGCAGCGUGGGGGGCUGCAUGGCUGGAUGAGAAACACACAAGAAAAGACGAUUUAAAAAAAAAAAAAGACUUGUAACUUACUGCUUAUAUUGUAUACCAUAUCUCUCAGAAACAUGUACCAAAAUGUAAUGAUCUUUUAUAUCGGCACAGAUAGACCUAUUCAUAGUGAAGCAUGAACACAGAACAAGAAAUAUGCAGUGGUAUUUUACAAUGUAUUCAUUAUAGCGAACUGUUACUUCUUGCAAUCAAAGCAAUAUGGUCUAUAAUGACAUGAGUAACUUAUUAUUUUUUUACACUAUAGGCCAACACACACACACACACACUAUACACACACACACACACACCUGUUCCAUCGCUUUUCCUAUAAGGCCUAUAACCUCACACACACCACAAUGAAAGUGCUCCAAUUUUUUCAUAUUUUUGCAUGUAAAUGCAUGAUUUGAUUUGUGAUCAUUACCUAUUUAUUUUUACUUUAUUAUUGUUAUUAUUUUUUUAAUUUAAUUGUUUUGCUGUUUUUCUGUGAGCCAACUCGCCAUGUGUCACUGCCGGCUCUUCUUCCUCUCCUCCUGCUCCUCAUCAUCUGUCUGGACCCCCUUGACUUCAGUUCAUAUUUUGGCGUCCCGAUGCUGCAGUGCAUGAUGAUGAUGAUGAUGAUGAUGAUGAUGAUGAUGAUGAUCGGAAAAGGCAAACUCGGACAUUUAUGCGUUUUAUGGGAAUGCUCACGCGACGGCGAGAAAACAAAAAGUGAAUAUAUUGCGGUGAUUUUGACAAGCUCUAGGCUACUUUUUAGAUUUAUUGUUUGGAUACAAUAGAUUUACAGUUAUAAAUUUGUUAUGUUUUGUACACCUGUAAGUGCCUUUCUAAAAUCAGGACAUUAUUUGAAAAACCAAUGCACAGACUGUAAUGUAUAUAGGCUACUA
Messenger RNA from Sebastes umbrosus (honeycomb rockfish), 2081 nucleotides. RefSeq names its product ladybird homeobox 1b (gene lbx1b). Gene Ontology annotation, molecular function: DNA binding; DNA-binding transcription factor activity, RNA polymerase II-specific. Gene Ontology annotation, biological process: regulation of DNA-templated transcription. The transcript has 2 exons. Lineage: Eukaryota; Metazoa; Chordata; Actinopteri; Perciformes; Sebastidae. Bases 325 to 1155 code for a protein of 276 amino acids. The record is from RefSeq and is a predicted model, not a curated record.